AGUGAAAGUGAAAAUAAAUACGAUGGAUCGCGAAUUAGAAUUUGUGACUUCAUUAAAAACAACCGGAAAAAGUCUUUUUGAAAUGGUCAGCCGAAAUUUGGGGGUCCACGAAAUAUGGUUUUUUGGUAUUUGUUAUGUCGAUGCGUCAGGCGAAGAAAUUUGGAUCGAUAAUUCCAAAAAAACUUUAAAAGAUUAUCGCCAAUACGUUCAAAAGUUAAAUUAUCGCGUUAAAUAUUACCCAGAAGACAUCGAAGAAGAAUUAAUCGAAGAUAAUACGAUUAAAUACUUUUUUUAUCAGGUUAGACACGCUAUAUUAAACGAAAAAAUUUAUUGUCCCCCAGAUACUUCAGUUCUAUUAGCAUCUUAUGCGUGUCAAGCUCGUUUUGGUGAUUACCACAAUGAUGUGCAUAACACAGAUUUUUUAAAAAAACAGCGACUCCUACCCAACAAAGUUUAUAAUCAACAUAAAAUGAAGCCAGAGGAGUUCCACGAAACAAUAUUAAAUAUGUGGCUAAAACAUCGUGGAAUGAUGAAGCAAGACGCAAUGACCGAGUAUUUAAAGUUAACGCAAAACUUGGAAAUGUAUGGAGUUCAUUAUUUUGAGAUACACAAUAAACGAGGGACGAAAUUGUUGCUUGGAAUCCAUGCGAUAGGGUUAAACAUUUAUAAAUUAUCGGAUAAAAUGAAUGCGAUCAUUAUGUUUCCGUGGUCGGAAAUUAAAAACAUCAAUUUUCGAGAUAAAAAAUUCACAAUUAAGGGUUCUGAUAAGAAAUCGUCCGAUUUUAUUUUCUUUUCGAAAGAUGGAUAUUUAAAUAAAAGAAUUUUAAAUUUGGGUGUUGGAAAUCAUUAUUUAUACGUUCGUAGAAGAAAACCGCCAACGUUAGAAGUGAUCCAAAUGAAAGAAAAAGCAAUGGAACAAAAAAAAACGUUACACGAACAAAGAACUCGCCUACAAUCGGAAAUUUCCGCAAGAGAAGAAGCGGAAAAACGCGAAAAAUUAUAUCAAAAUCAGCUUCGUUCGCUUCGCGAAGAAGUUGAACGUAGUCGAAAUUCUUUACUCGAGGCUCAAUCGACAAUUCAAAAAUUAAAAGAUCAACUUUUUGAACUACAACGUGCUAAAGAUGAACUCGAAAAGCAACAAAAUGAGCUUAAAUAUUUAAUGGAAAAAUUAGAAGAAAGUAAAAACAUGGAAUCGGUUGAAAAACGAAAAUUGGAGGACGAAAUUUUAGCGAAACAAAUGGAAGUUGCGAAAAUACAAGAAGAAGUUGAAGCGAAAAAUUUAGAAACGAUGCGGUUACAAGAAGAAGUUGAAAUGGCGAAAAGAACGGAGGAAGAGUUGAGGAUGCAACAAUUGAAAGAAAUUGCUGAAAUGACGAGAAGGGAAGAAGAAAAAGAAUUGGAAUCGUUACCGGAAAAUGCUAAUGAUGAACUUCCCGAAUUGGUACUUGUAAAUGAACAGCUAAGAGAACAAUUAAAGAUUUUACAAGAUAAAUUGGAGAAAUCCCUGGAUGAAACUAAAGAAACGGAAUUGGAUAAACUUCAUAGAGAUAAUCUAAAAGAAGGUAGAGACAAGUACAAAACUUUAAAAGAGAUUCGAAAAGGAAAUACUGUAAGAAGAGUAGAUUUAUUCGAAAAUCUAUAAUGAAAAAAAAAAUUCAUGUUUAAGGAUUAGUUGUUGUGAAAUUGUUGUUUUAUUAAGAUUGUUAUCUUACUUUUUAAGUUAUUAAUUGUAUAGAUUGUAA
This is a messenger RNA of Onthophagus taurus, 1742 nucleotides long. NCBI's taxonomy places the organism in Eukaryota, Metazoa, Arthropoda, Insecta, Coleoptera, Scarabaeidae. The record is from RefSeq and is a predicted model, not a curated record.